This is a messenger RNA of Carassius carassius (crucian carp), 3147 nucleotides long. It is a transcript of the gene peli1b, whose product is annotated as pellino E3 ubiquitin protein ligase 1b. Gene Ontology annotation, molecular function: ubiquitin protein ligase activity. The record is from RefSeq and is a predicted model, not a curated record. NCBI's taxonomy places the organism in Eukaryota, Metazoa, Chordata, Actinopteri, Cypriniformes, Cyprinidae. Gene Ontology annotation, biological process: protein K48-linked ubiquitination; regulation of Toll signaling pathway. The coding region runs from base 506 to 1783 and encodes 425 amino acids. The transcript is spliced from 7 exons.
UUCUCUGCUCAUAGCCACUAAAAUACAAAACACCACCACCGUCCGUUUACAGUCUCUCUAGAAGCAGCCGGCUUACAACACCAUUUUACAAGCAUUAUUGUUUGUUCCGACCCUCUGUGUUUCUUCCGAGACUGACUGAGAUCACGUUGCAUUUAACGGGCAAAAUAUUAUUUUUGUUUGAAUUUUGAGGAUAACUCUCAACACCUGCCUUUGUUAGCAAGUUAGCCUCGCGUGGCUCCUCAUCCUUAAUUCUCUCUCUCUGUUAUAUUCUGGUUUGUUUUAUUUUCUUUGACAAUUUAUUCAGUCAAACAGCAGUUGUAGCUACACCCGUGCUAACGGAGCAGCUCUUUGUUCGUGCCUCGGAAAACACACCAGCACCGCCUUGCAGUGAUGAUGAGGAUGAUGAUGGUGAUGAAGAGACAGAGCUGAGAGCUGAGUGUGUGUGGUUGUGUUGCGUUCACACUGGGAGCAGGAAGAACCCCCCUCCCCCACACACACUGCAUCCAUGUUCUCCCCCGACCAGGAAAACAUCUCCACGUCUUCAACCAAAGUGCCAGUCAAAUAUGGAGAGCUCAUUGUGCUUGGGUAUAAUGGCGCUCUACCCAACGGGGACCGCGGCAGAAGAAAGAGCAGGUUUGCACUCUCCAAAAGACCAAAAUCCAAUGGCGUCAAACCCAGCACUGUACACGUAGCCUGCACUCCACAGGCUGCCAAGGCCAUAAGUAACAAGGAUCAGCACAGUAUUUCCUACACGUUGUCCCGUGUACAGACAGUGGUGGUGGAGUACACUCAAGACAGCAAUACAGACAUGUUUCAGAUUGGCCGCUCAACUGAGAGUCCUAUAGAUUUUGUGGUGACUGACACGGUUCCCGGGAGUCAGAGCAACUCUGAUACUCAGUCAGUUCAGAGCACCAUAUCUCGCUUUGCAUGCCGGAUCAUGUGUCAGCGAACACCCCCUUAUACCGCCCGCAUCUAUGCCGCCGGAUUUGACUCCUCCAAGAACAUCUUCCUAGGGGAGAAAGCCGCAAAGUGGAAGACAUCGGAUGGACAGAUGGACGGUCUGACUACUAACGGCGUGUUGGUAAUGCAUCCUCGGCUUGGCUUCACAGAGGACUCCAAACCUGGUGUGUGGAGAGAGAUUUCAGUGUGCGGAAACGUGUUCACCCUGAGAGAGACACGCUCUGCUCAGCAGCGAGGGAAAAUGGUGGAGAAUGAGACUCAAGAGUUAGUGGAUGGCUCUCUGAUCGAUCUCUGUGGAGCGACUCUCUUGUGGCGUACUGCGGAAGGGCUUUCCCGCACUCCCACUGUCAAACACUUGGAGGCGCUCCGGCAAGAGCUGAACGCCGCUCGUCCCCAGUGUCCUGUGGGUUUCAACACCCUCGCUUUCCCCAGCAUGCGGCGGAAGGACAUCGUGGAUGAGAAGCAACCCUGGGUCUACCUAAACUGCGGUCACGUUCACGGCUAUCACAACUGGGGCAACCGCAACGCAGAGCUAGACGGUAGGGAGGGCCGUGAGCGGGAAUGUCCCAUGUGCCGAGCUCGUGGGCCGUAUGUGCCACUGUGGCUGGGCUGCGAGGCAGGGUUUUAUCUGGAUGCAGCCCCUCCUACUCACGCAUUCAGUCCGUGCGGUCACGUGUGCUCAGAAAAAACAGCAGCUUAUUGGAGUCAAAUCCCUCUUCCUCACGGAACGCACACCUUCCACGCAGCCUGUCCUUUCUGCGCCCAGCAGCUCAGUGGCGAACAGGGAUUCAUCAGACUGAUCUUCCAGGGGCCUGUGGAUUAAACACACCUGCCCAUUUGACAAACAUUAGUCAGGCAUUUCUUUGUUUUUACUUAGAAUUUCAUUUUAUAAAGAUGACAUUUUCUGCACUCUCAGACUGUUCCUCCCUUUCUGGUUUGUAAGUGACCUUUAUAAUGAUUUUCAAAUACCGAGAAGAAACAAAAGUAUAUAUUUUCAAAUAAAAUUAUUAUAAAAGAAAAAAAAAAAAAAAAAAAAACAUUAGACCUCUGCAGAAGAGAAGAGCACAUGCACACCCACAUUUGAGCAUUCUGAUUGGGUGGCUCUGCUAUUCAUUUGAAGCAGUGGGCAUGGCCGUUACAGAUGGUGACCUGUACAGUGUUUAUUUACUACUUAACAGUAAUACUCAGCAUUAGAGAGGCAAUACACCAUCCAUGUAUGUUUAUGAUGAGCUUACAGACGAGUCUAUCUGUACUCUAUACAAUAUUUCACAGCAUUUCAUAAACAGUUUUCCAUAUAUGUCUAUAACUUAAAAAAUACGUAAUGUUUUUUUAUUUAUACACUAUCAAUGUUUAUCAAAGAUAAAAUUUAUAGGUGUGUUUUUGGGGAGUUAAGUUCUAUGUAGCUGUUUUUUGUUUUCUCUUUAUUGUGAGUCUCUUCCAUUUGUAGGCUUCACUAUAGCAUUCAGAUUUUUCCUCACUUGUUCUCAUAUAUGUAGGUAACAUGAUUGUGUGAGUGAAAUCUCUGCAAUUGUGGACCAAUGAGGUCAUGCUCAGAGAAAUGUUCUCGCUGAACUCCAGAAAGAUCAAGAGGCCUAAGAAUCUUCACCUCCCUUUAAGCACAGGCAAAAACCACAUGCCCUGACAACGAGUGUUCGCAAAAUUGUGUGUGCUUAAGUGUCUUUGUUUUCUGUUUGAGUCUUUUCUAUGUAGAUGACUACCCUUGUUUGGAUAUUUUGGGGACGCUGGAAAGUAAUUUCCAUCUGUAUAGUGCAAAAAGCAGCACUAACCUCUGGAAAACCCUUUACCUCUUUUAUAGGUCAGUUUUAUCUUAAUUUGCAAAUUGACAUGUGAUUAGUUUUGUACCUAACAGCUACUGGGACCUUGAUUGCAGUAGAAAGGGUCAUUUUCUCCAUGUUAAGUUUAAAACCAAUAUUAAACAAUAUUUUCAAAAUACAUGACACUCCCGUGAGCAAGAAACUAAAUAGUUAAUACUUACAAUGCCAUUCAAAGUUUGGGGUCAUUAAGACAUUUUUAUUUUAUUUUUUUCUCAGUACUUUUAUUCAGCAAUGAUGUUUAAUUGUUCAAAAGUGACAGGAAAGAAAUUUGUUACAACAGAUUUCGAUUUCAAAUAAAUGCUAUUAUCCUUAACCCUAACCUUUCUAUUGAUCAAAAAAAAAAAAAAAAGAA